This is a messenger RNA of Oncorhynchus mykiss (rainbow trout), 3506 nucleotides long. RefSeq names its product serine/threonine-protein kinase tousled-like 1-B. The record is from RefSeq and is a predicted model, not a curated record. Gene Ontology annotation, molecular function: protein serine/threonine kinase activity; ATP binding. Gene Ontology annotation, cellular component: nucleus. Gene Ontology annotation, biological process: intracellular signal transduction; peptidyl-serine phosphorylation; chromosome segregation. NCBI's taxonomy places the organism in Eukaryota, Metazoa, Chordata, Actinopteri, Salmoniformes, Salmonidae.
GAUGCGUGACGCUUGAAGUAAGGUACAACAGCACAGGGCACUUCCAGACGCACUGCAGAGGUGUGAGGAGGUUAUGUCCAAAAUGUUAAAUUCCAACAUUUUGUGAGGUUACCGGUGCAGUUGGGCUUGUGUCUAAACAUUGCAAGGUUUCAAAAAUCACGAGAUUGUACUGUCACUGACAGCGGUGUUUGUUUGCUUUGUCGUUUCAAAAAGUAGCUUGAUGAGUGUCCAAAGUAACAUUGGAAGUUUGGAGGGGACGCCAUCUUGGUCCUAGCUCUCCACGUCCCCGACAACACCGGGGUUGCUUUCUCAGCAACAUAUCACGGCAGUGGUGAAGGCCAAGGCAGGCACCAUGGAGGAGCUGCACAGCCUGGACCCCCGGAGACAAGAGCUGCUGGAGGCUCGAUUCAUGGGUGGGGUCAGUGGCAGCACUGGGGGCAGCACUGGCAGCACCAGCGGGGGAACCAAAGCCUUGACAAACAAUGAAUGUUCAAAUCAAAGUUUUGGAAGCCUGGGGUCCUCCAGUGACAAGGAGUCAGAGAGCUCAGACGUGAAAAGGGGGAGCUCUCCUGCAUACUUGACUCCUGAAAAGAAACACUCUGAAUCGUCCAGAGGAAGAAAGAGGAAACCCGACACCCAGUCGGAGAACAGCCAAGGGAAGUCUAUUGUGCGAGGACCCAAAAUUAGUGAUUAUUUUGAUGCCAGCUCUGAAAUGAACAAAACCGGACAUAAAGGAGGCUUUCUGUGCCAAUGUUGUUGCCAAGUGGCGGGCAAUGAUGUCACUCACACUGGUGGUCUCUCUCUCCAGUUCCAUGGAGGGAACGGGUCCAGUCCUGUGAGAGGUCUCCCCUCUGUGAUCCGCUCACCUCAGAACUCACAUUCCCACUCUGUGCAGGGUUCCAGUAUUAGGCAAAACAGCUCAUCGCCUACGAGUCUGUCUUUUGGGGAACAUGUGAUGCAUCCAAAGCAGUUGGCAAUCAAAUGUGUGCAGACUGACCUGACGGGGCUCAAGUUGGCUGCCCUGGAGAUGAACAAGAACCUGGACCUUGAGAAAAAAGAAGGCAGAAUUGAUGAUUUGCUUAGAGCGAACUGCGAUCUCAGGAGACAGAUAGACGAACAACAGAAAUUACUUGAAAAGUACAAAGAACGCUUAAAUAAAUGCAUCACCAUGAGCAAGAAGUUGCUCAUAGAAAAGAGCACCCAGGAGAAGCAGGCGUGCCGGGAAAAGAGUAUGCAGGACAGACUACGGUUAGGCCAUUUUACCACUGUGCGACAUGGAGCCUCUUUCACAGAGCAGUGGACCGAUGGCUUUGCCUUCCAAAACCUAGUCAAACAGCAAGAGUGGAUAAACCAACAGAGGGAGGAUAUCGAGAAGCAGAGAAAACUCCUAGCCAAAAGGAAACCCCCAUCGUCCAGCAACUCCCAAGCACCAACCACAAACUCUGAGCCAAAGCAACGCAAAACCAAGGCAGUGAACGGGGCGGAGAAUGAUCCCUUUCUGAAGCCCAGCCUACCUCAGCUGUUGACUCUAGCUGAGUAUCACGAGCAGGAAGAGAUCUACAAACUACGACUCGGGCAUCUCAAAAAGGAAGAAGCAGAAAUCCAGGUGGAGCUGGAGCGUCUGGAGAGAGUGCGGAACCUUCACAUUCGGGAACUUAAGAGAAUAAAUAACGAGGACAGUUCACAAUUCAAAGACCAUCCGACUUUGAAUGAGAGAUAUCUGCUGUUACAUCUUCUGGGAAGAGGAGGCUUUAGUGAAGUUUACAAGGCGUUUGACUUGAUUGAGCAACGCUAUGCUGCUGUGAAAAUUCAUCAGCUGAACAAGAACUGGCGAGAGGAGAAAAAGGAGAAUUAUCACAAACACGCCUGUCGGGAGUACAGAAUACACAAGCAGCUGGACCACCCCAGAAUCGUCAGGCUGUAUGACUACUUCUCACUGGACACAGACACGUUUUGCACAGUUUUGGAAUACUGUGAAGGCAAUGACCUGGACUUCUACUUGAAGCAGCACAAGCUGAUGUCGGAGAAGGAGGCCCGCUCCAUCGUCAUGCAGAUUGUGAAUGCGCUCCGAUACCUGAACGAAAUCAAGCCCCCCAUCAUUCACUAUGACCUCAAGCCGGGUAACAUCCUGCUUGUUGAUGGCACAGCGUGUGGGGAAAUCAAAAUCACAGACUUCGGUUUGUCCAAAAUCAUGGACGACGACAGCUACGGUGCAGAUGGCAUGGACCUGACAUCACAAGGAGCAGGGACUUACUGGUACUUGCCUCCGGAGUGUUUUGUUGUUGGCAAAGAACCUCCAAAGAUUUCCAACAAGGUGGACGUGUGGUCUGUGGGUGUAAUCUUUUUCCAGUGUUUGUAUGGAAGAAAACCGUUCGGCCACAAUCAGUCUCAGCAGGAUAUCCUGCAGGAGAACACAAUACUUAAUGCAACCGAAGUUCAGUUUCCUGUCAAGCCUGUUGCCAGUAAUGAAGCAAAGGCCUUUAUAAGGCGCUGCCUGGCAUACAGGAAGGAGGACCGGUUUGAUGUUCACCAGCUGGGAAGGGAUUCCUACCUGCUUCCUCACAUGAGGAGGUCCAACUCUUCAGGGAACUUGCAGAUGGGUGCUGGUAGCUCAGGACCUGCCGCCUCCAGCAUCAUUUCGUACUGAGGGCUGGUCCUGGACUGACUGAAUUACUGCCUGGCUACCCCAGCCUGCAGACCACCCCCCGUGUGUGGGGUAGCGGAGCUACAUGCCAACUAGUGGUGUACGGGAGGACAAGAGGGGGUCCGUUGGCCAUAGACACUGCAAACUGAAUGAUGUGGAGUUUGGCCUUCGCCUGGACUGUGCUGAGUUUCAAAUGGGUGUUUUCUAAAGACUAAUGAAAGGAUGUUUAAAGAACAUAAGUGAAUGACCUUGUAAAGGUUGAAUAGAGCACUGCUACAGACAAAGUAACUUGAAGAAAUGUGACUGGACACUUGAGUUUGUUUUGCUGGUGGAAGCCUUAUAGGACCUUAGGGAUAACUGGCAGUCUGCCGUUUUAGAAUCGUUAACAUCCUCUUGCAAGGGUGCAAAUGCUUUAGCUGCGAAGAGUUUCCCUUUUCACCAUCAAUUUGGCUGUUUGUUUUUUGUUUUCAGCAAAAGUUUUAGGUUUUAAUGAGUUGUACAAUUAGCUAUGAGAAUGUAAUUUUAGCAUACAAGUGGUAUUGUCAUUUAGGCCCAGGCAGCAUACUAAUGUUGAAUGCACAAAAUAACCAAAUGUAGACAAAUGGCAAUGUACAGAAUAAUAUGCAGGAUGACUUUAAAUAAUUCCUUCAAGAGUAAAUGUAUAUUUGCUGUACAGAAGAUUUUCAGAUUUGGAAUUGCAGCUGUACCAUGGUUUAACUAUUUCCCUUGUACAUUUGUCAUUCAUUUUGCUGCUUUUGAUGUUACUUUUUAAAGGGCUGUAUGAUCCACUUUGGGUACAAUUGUACAGUUCUAUAAAAAGAAUAAAUGAUGACUAUGAUACUAAAUACCAGGAAAUCACACA